This is a messenger RNA of Bemisia tabaci, 3071 nucleotides long. Its product is annotated as protein D2. The record is from RefSeq and is a predicted model, not a curated record. Lineage: Eukaryota; Metazoa; Arthropoda; Insecta; Hemiptera; Aleyrodidae.
CAUAGAUAUGCCAUGGCUGUAGUUAAUACGGAAAUGUAAAUCUAUAUCGAUUUACGGACAUUAUCUGAUAAUCACCCGGCACCACGUGGAAAUAACUUAGGGGAGGGGGUGUGCUCUGACAAGAAUGUGUUAAUUCCAAAAAAUAUCAAUUGUAUUUCUUUUACUUCGAUUUUCAAUUAAAAAAUACGAUACGUUCAAGAAUUGAAUACAUACGUGUGAUUCGAAUUCUUAUUCUAUUUUAUUAUAUCAGGUUCAUAAAAUUUUCAUUUUUUAUCACGAUCAUAAUCCACAAGACUCCGUUAUUUGUGUAAAACAUGAUUUUAGUUACAUUUUAGGGUUUAUAUGAAGAUAGAUUUAAGACUCAAAAGUUUUUGCGUGGCUAGCAGAAAGGCAAUAAUAGAAUUUUAAUUAGUGAAACGUAGUGAAGAUGUGUUUUCAGCAGUCUCUGAUGUUAAUUAUUUAUUUAGUGCAAUUUUAUGUGAAUGAUGUAUUAGCUUAUGCUUCGCACUAUACGCCCGAGGGAAUUGAGGCACAACUCAAAAAAUACAGAAUUGUACCUGAUAUUAUGGAAAAUGCGACGAGAGAGGAUAUGGAGGUGGAAUAUCAGGGAAAUUUAAUGAUACAAAUGGGAAAUUUUGUACCUCUUAACCGUACAGCGUUCGAGCCGAAAAUUAAAUGGAAAGUUGACCCUAAUUUCUACUACACAGUCACUUUAUUAGAUGCUGAUUACGUCAACAUUAUGGUUUUACAAAAAGUUCAAUAUCAGCUAUGGAUGAUUCUAAACAUACCGGGAGACAAUAUCUCAGCAGGAGAGUUACUCACGGAGUACAUGGGUCCAAACCCAGAAAAAGACAACCUCCCUUACCAUCGAUUUGUAUUCGUCUUAUGGCAGCAUCCUUUUGUUCAUUUUCGAGAGCUGCGAGUGAGGGGUGGACAGCUGCCUAUUUACAGAGAAAAUUUUAACGCGAAAAAAUUCACGGAGAAGUAUGAAGAAGAUGGCCUCGGUGAACCAUAUGCGGUUAAUUUUUUCCGCACCUGCCAUCCAAAGGAGGAAUGAUGAUAUGAAGAAAGAGCUCUCCGAGUUUUCUCAAGUUGCUUUCUUGCCGUAACAUCGCUGACUGUUUGGUGAAGAGGGGGAUUAUUAUUUUUAAUGAAAGAGGAGGGCUUUUUUUAAACACGUAUAGUUGUAAUUUAUACUUCUUUUUUCUUUUUUCUCCGAGCUAAAAAAAAGAGUGAGAUUAUUUAGACGCACAUCGAUGGUAUAACUAGAGAAGCACUUAGCUUGAUUUGCGAUGCUGUACACUUCUUACCACAUUACAUUAUUCGUUAGAGGUGUCAUUAGAUAAGUUGACAUCUAUUCACUUUCGAUUUGCAGGCGCACAACGAAUUUACGCCUCUACACCGAGUGUCGUCCGCUAUACUAUCCGACGUAAAAACAUUCGGCUCGUGAUGGUAACGUAAAAAGCUACUGAUCGGUUAUGAUCCGCGACUUUUAUGUGGUUGUGAUUUCUUGUGGCUAAAAAUUAAAGUGGUCCAAGGUUUGAAAGUAUUAAAAACCUAUCUAAGCUUAUGUUCUCGCCCCUGAGAGAGUCGGAUGUUUUCAUAUGGAUAGUAGUGACGCAAAAACGCCUGCAAACCGAAAGUAAACAAAUGUCAACUUAUCUGACGACAUCUCUAGGAAAACAGCCAUUUUUUUUUAAAUUUGUGAUAUCGCAUGCGAGUUUUCUUUAUAUACAAUAAGGAUAAGGUGAAUGUGGUAUUAUGAGGAGGCUGAAGGUAUGUAUGAGGAUAUUCUCUGAUUAUUUCGCUAAGAAAUAUUACGUAUUUUUCUAUUGAGGAAGUUAAAGAAAGUACAGAAAUGUUGAAACAUUGCAAUCAAAAUAGGUGGCCAAGACAUGCACCUUUUUGAUUUUCAAGUCGCUGUCAUACAAUUUAAUGACUUUACUCAGAAAGGUACAUUUUGUUUCAGACAUUUUAAAAUUGACAGCUAAUAUUUAAUUGAUUAUUUUUUACACACUCGAAUAAGAAAAGAAAAAGUCUAAAAAAAUAGGUUACAUUUUUUUUCACAUUUGAAGUAAAUUCCUUACUGGUAUAAAGUUUCACUUGAUUUUUAAGAAAAAGUCAUGAUAAAAAUUGCGCGUAGCUCUUGAAUGUAAACCCACUUAAAAAUAUAAUCUCCCUACUUGGUUUUGUUUUUCAAAAGAGUAUCAAGUUUUUGUGCACGUAUUGUUACUUAGGUCUUAGAAGAAAUAGAUGAAGAGGGUUGCACCUAAACACCCUAAAGAGGUUAUAAAUUAUUGAAACUCUCCGUGAAAAAAUAGAAAAUAAAAAUAAUAAUAAUUGAAUAUUUCACAAACUUAUAUUUUUGACAUACAUUUUCUUAUGAAUUUUAUUACAUUUAGCACAGAAGAGUGGGUAUCUCGUAUACACUGGAGAAAGUCUCACUGAGAGAAAAAAUUAGGACGUUAAUGACCUGUGAAUACGGUGUUGCAUAUUGUCGCCCCUCUGACAUAAGGGCAUAUCUCAAUGUUCAUGUGAACCGUGUAUUACAUAUAAAUCCAUGCUUUGUGAGGCUCAUGCGGACAUCGAGAUACGAGCUUACGCCAGAGGAGCGAAUAUAUCGGCCUUGUUAUUCAGUUCAUAACCGUACCAACGGUUCUUCAUGCAACCGAAAUUUUAAACCAAACCCAACGACAGAAAAAACGCGAAACCCAAGAUGGGAUUUCUAUAACCGAGAGCACGAUUUCAUGAACCGAAUUUUAGGGCCGAUAUGCAAACACCAUACACUUCCUAGGACCGAACUUUUUUUUUAGAGCGUGAAAUUUGAAAUUCUGCGUAUAGAGUGCUCAGAUCUGUGAUUUUCUAUUCAGUCUUUUGUUUUCACGACUUAGGGAACGUAUUUCCACGAGAAACUAAUGAACUUCGGUUAAAAUUUGCAUUAUUUUCUUCUAAAUUUUUCUGAUCAAUUUAUUUAAAAUAGAGAAGAGUAAUAUUUUCAUUUAUAGAGAAUAUGGUCAAAAAUUCAUUUGCUCUUGUGUGAAAAAAUAUGUAUUCUACAUUUUCACCAAAAA